Xenopus tropicalis (tropical clawed frog) is the source of this 2851-nucleotide messenger RNA. RefSeq names its product phosphatidylinositol-4-phosphate 5-kinase-like 1 (gene pip5kl1). NCBI's taxonomy places the organism in Eukaryota, Metazoa, Chordata, Amphibia, Anura, Pipidae. The transcript is spliced from 11 exons. Gene Ontology annotation, molecular function: ATP binding; kinase activity; nucleotide binding. The record is from RefSeq and is a predicted model, not a curated record. Bases 1512 to 2819 code for a protein of 435 amino acids. Gene Ontology annotation, biological process: phosphatidylinositol metabolic process.
CACACACACAAACAUGUAGGCAGUCCCACAGUGGGAGCCACUACUCUAGAUGGAUUUUUUCCAAUAGAGCUUUGCUUUAUGUGUUAUUUCUAGAUGUUAUACUAUUUUCUUAAUCUUUCUCUAAACCCUAAGAAAUGCCAUAUUUUAUAUUUUGAACUUAUUGCACCAGCCUAAAGUUUCAGCAUCUCUAUAACAGUAAUGAUCCAGGCCUUUACAGUUAUUACAGAGCUCCCCAUCUUGGAUUCUGUAGAAGUGUCAGUGACACUCAUACUCGUGCAGCUUACAUUCAGAUGCUAACUGCACUAAAUUUUGAACUGCCAAAUAAUGUGAACCUGAAUAAAUUACUAUUUCAGCCUUAUAUCGUGAAAUUUUAUUCUAUAUACACAUUAUAUUUAUAUAUAUGAGUGGGUCCAUAAGUUCAGGUAAGUAACAGCCGCACUGAGCAUGUGCAGUGAAUUAGCAGAAAAGAAGAUGGGUUGUUACUAGAAGCAUCUUUGGAGGAACAUAUCUUCCCUGCUUAAGGCCUGUGGUUGCCUUGGGCUGGUACAGUACCCAAAAACAUAAUGUGCAGCAUUUCUGCCCUACUUAUGUAGUUAAGCUUUAGUUCUCCUUUAAAGGAGGUUACAAGAAAGAACGUAUAUAAGAUGUACAAAAAGCCUUGUUUUUUACUUGCCAUAGGUCUGCCAUAUGUUACCAGUUACAAGUAACCCUCACUCCUCCUCUCUGCCUCCUUUCUCCUUUGAAGUUCUAGUUGGCACUUCAUUAUGAUCCCUGGGCAUUUACACACAGCACACUGACCAGUCAAUUAGCACACUGAAAGGCAUAUCAUCAGAGUCCAUGCUGACAGCUUAGUAAUGCAAGAACAAACCCAGCUGUUUGCUUGGGUCUGUGCUUAGUGAUGGACCACAAAAAUUUGCAGUCAGGGUCACAAAGUCAUACUAAAGCUAGACGCUACCUGUCAUUCAUGUACUGGUUUGGUUCCACCCUCAUUCAUUGAAUGAAUGGUGUCCUGGUGUUCUGUACACACAAUGAGCCUAAGCUCACUCAGCACACUGCUUUGUGAACACAGUUUCAGCUAGUUGCACAUGCUCAUAUUCAUAUUGGUUCUACAUAAUAGAUACUAAUAAGGAUAAUAAUUAUAAUUGCUUGAUAUACAGGAAAUGAUGAUAAUAUUACACAGCAGUAUUACUGAUUGUGGACAUUUGUCUGAGCGGCUUUGCUGUAGCAGUGUAGUCAGCAAAUUAUUUCUAUGCUGUAGCAAUCCUGCCAGGAGAGUUAAUAGUGUGGGGCAGGUCCUGUGUCAUCCACUGCAGGCUGCAGAGAUUCCGAUGGAGCAGUCUACCAAAGAUGAGAGGGAAGCCAUGCCUGAGGGAUCCAGUCGUUAACAUGGCAAUGAUUGGUGUAGAACAGUGCAAUGCUGCCCAGUCCCAGAUAGCAGAUGGAACAUUCCUGUGCAGAGAAGUGACUGGUCUGUUAAACUGUGUGAUCAGAAUCAGUGGAAAGGCUGGUGAAUGGGGGAGUCCAGACAAAGCACCAGACACAGACGACUUUUUUGGAACCUCCGCCAGCGCUGGAAGCUACUUGGGCUCUUUGAGAUUGAUCAGGAGCAUGAGUUCUAUCCUCUGACCUGUGACCUAAAACAAGGACUGAAGCAAGCCAUCCAGGAAAGCAUUCACAGUGAUACCACGAUUGCCCUCGCAGAUGAGGGUUACAGUGCAAAGAUCACGCAGGGUCAUGAGGGCUUUGUGAUGAGGACCUACGCUGGUCCGGUGUUCUCCCAUUUUCGUCAGUCACUUGGAAUAUCAGAGGAAAGUUUCACAAAAUCUCUCUCUUGCAAUGAAUUCUAUCUACAGUUCAUCAGCAACUCCAAAAGCAAAGCUGACUUCUUCUUGACGAAUGACAAGCGCUUCUUCCUGAAGACUCAAACGAAGAGGGAGGCACACUUUAUGUUGCAGAUCCUACGCAGAUACAUAGAGCACUUUCAGUUAUACCCCCACUCUCUUCUUGUCAAAAUCUUAGGUGUUUACAGCAUCACUUAUGCUCAGAACAAAAAGAAGUACUUUAUCAUCAUGCAGAGCGUAUUCUUCCCAGAUGAGAGGAUCACAAGCCGGUAUGAUAUUAAGGGCUGCAAAGUGAGCCGCUGGACUGAGCCAGAACCAGAGGGAAGCCGGGUUUUGCAGGUCUUUAAGGACUGUAACUUUGAGGGAAACGUUAUCUGUCUUGAUCAGCAAAGGGCCUGGUUGUUACUGCAGAUGGAGCUGGAUGCUAGUUUCCUGCAACAACUUAAUGUCAUCGAUUACAGCCUACUUGUUGGCUUUCAGCCAUUACAUGCCGACGAGAAGAACCAGAGCUGGUCCCUCGCCAACCUCAUAGUCAGAACAAAACGGUCUGUAAAUGGGGCAGCCAGCCCUACUGCUUCAAACACAGCAUCGGUCCCUGGCACUGUAGCUGGGGAAGAGGACACCAGUGAAAGAGAUCAAGGUGGUACAGGAUUAAUGGGCUCCCAAGAAAUGACACCUGCCAAUCACAUUCCCAUGAAAAAACUCAAGGCACAGCUCAGCAUUGUCUCCGAUACUUCUGAUAUUAUUGCACAAAACAGACGCCUACUGCCCAACUACAAAAACGCUCUGCAUGUCGUGGAUGGGCCAGAGCAGAGGUACUUCAUUGGCAUCAUUGACAUCUUCACUGUGUACGGUUUAAGGAAACGGCUGGAGCAUCUGUGGAAGAGUGUGAGAUACCGUGGUCAGGAAUUCUCCACUGUCAGCCCCUUGUACUACUCCCGUAGGAUCUGCCACUGGGUGGAAAGUCAUAGUGUAUGAGCCUCCUUAAUAAAAUCAAGCAACCAACAGAG